UCCGGAUGAAAUUUCAGACACACGUUCUUGGUUCAUCCAUGUCGCUUUGGCUUCGAUGGGCUGACUUCUCUCUCGUCAAACGUACGUCCUCUCGUUUCGCUGUGUCCUGAGAGUCCAGGAGGAGAGGUCGGAAAAUGCCGUUAUCCAGUGCUCCUGGAGCUGGAGUUGCAUCGCUCUUUCCGCUCCAAAAAUCUCAUGUUUCAGAUAGAGAGCUGGUUAGGUGCUUGAAGUCGUGGAGAAAGAACAGUAAGAUUGUUAGAAGGGAUUUCAGACCUUUGAGGUGUUCAAUAUCCGGUGAAAGUCGUUCCUCUGUUGAGGUAGAUGUGCCGUUUCCGAGGGACUAUGAUGAAUUGCUUGAACAAGCUAAAAGGGCGACUGAGUUGGCCGUCAGCGACAACAGACAGUUAAUGGAGAUUGAAUUUCCAACCUCAGGACUAGAUUCUGUUCCGGGUGAUGGUGAAGGAGGAAUAGAGAUGACAGGAAGCAUGCAGUUGAUUCGUGAAUUUUGCGACCAGUUGGUUGAUUCUGAGAAGGUUACACGAACCAGAAUUUUUUUUCCUGAGGCCAAUGAAGUCAAAUUCGCAAGAAAAUCAGCUUUCGAAGGAGCUUCAUUCAAGUUGGACUACCUAACAAAACCGUCCUUUUUUGAAGAUUUCGGCUUUACUGAGAAAGUGAAAAUGACAGACCGCGUGAGACCAGAAGACGAGCUAUUUCUCGUCGCCUAUCCCUAUUUUAACGUCAAUGAAAUGCUUGUCGUGGAAGAGCUUUACAGAGAAGCUGUCGUGAACACAGCCAGAAAGCUUAUUAUAUUCAAUGGAGAACUUGACCGCAUAAGGUCUGGAUACUAUCCUGCAUUUUUCUAUCCGAAGCUGGCAGCCCUUACAAAGACCCUUUUCCCAAAAAUGGAGACUGUGUACUACAUUCACAACUUUAAAGGAACGAAAGGAGGAACACUCUUCAGAUGCUAUCCUGGCCCAUGGAAGGUUCUCAGAAGAGUCGGAAACCGGUACAUGACUUUGCACCAGCAGGAAGCGAUGCCCUCACUCAAGGAAGUUGCCUUGAACAUUCUGCCCUCAUCUUGAACACUCAGCACAUUGUAUGUAACAGAUAUUACCGAUGCUUGAACGCUUGAUCCCGAGUCCGAACAUGCUAAUUGUGUGUUGAGCAGAGUUUGUAAAUGUAAGACAGAUCUUCUUUGUUCA
Molecule: messenger RNA, 1202 nt
Organism: Syzygium oleosum
Lineage: Eukaryota; Viridiplantae; Streptophyta; Magnoliopsida; Myrtales; Myrtaceae
Product: protein LPA3
Exons: 9
Coding region: 135-1082 (315 amino acids)
Source: RefSeq, a predicted model, not a curated record